Messenger RNA from Myzus persicae (green peach aphid), 884 nucleotides. Its product is annotated as calcium load-activated calcium channel. Gene Ontology annotation, cellular component: cytoplasm; endoplasmic reticulum membrane; endoplasmic reticulum. The transcript has 5 exons. Gene Ontology annotation, biological process: endoplasmic reticulum calcium ion homeostasis. NCBI's taxonomy places the organism in Eukaryota, Metazoa, Arthropoda, Insecta, Hemiptera, Aphididae. The record is from RefSeq and is a predicted model, not a curated record. Gene Ontology annotation, molecular function: calcium channel activity. The coding region runs from base 249 to 800 and encodes 183 amino acids.
CCGUGAUAACAAGUUAUCACUAAAUCACGAUGAUAACGACAACAGAAAUUCGAGUUUGUGGAAUUAUUCUUAUUGAGAGAAUCAUUCAGAAACGGCUUCGACCGUUUUGUACUCUGUAGUAAAAAUACUUCGAACCGUGUUUUGAUGAUUUCCGUAUUGGUUAUCGUCUAAACGCCAUCAAUAUAACAACAUUUAACUCGAAAAUACCUACCACCUAUUCAACACUCAAUGCAUUAGAACGCUGAACAAUGUGGUCCGAUACAUUUCUCAUCGUAUUUAUUUCAAUUUGUACGGCUCUAUUAGGAGAAGGGUUAACAUGGUUAUUAGUAUAUCGAACCGAAAAAUAUCAAAAAUUGAAAGUGGAAAUUGAAAAAUCUAGUAAAAAGCUUGAAAAACGUAAGGAAGCUCAUGGAGACUCUGUAGACAAACAACAAAAGAAAAAAAUUGAACGUGUUGAAGAAAAACUUAAAAUUAACAAUCGUGAUUUGUCAAUGGUAAAAAUGAAGUCCAUGUUUGCCAUUGGUUUUGCAUUUACUGCAUUAUUAAGCAUGUUCAACAGCAUCUUUGAUGGACGUGUUGUAGCAAGAUUACCUUUUACACCAAUUCCCUGGGUUCAGGGCUUAUCACAUAGAAAUCUACCUGGUGAUAAUUACACAGAAUGUUCAUUUAUUUUCUUGUAUAUAUUGUGUACCAUGUCAAUACGUCAAAAUAUUCAAAAACUAUUAGGAUUUGCUCCAUCAAGAAUGGCUAAUAAACAAAGUGGUGGCUUAUUUGGACCUCAACCUCAACAGUUCAAAUAAUUUCAAUUGGAAAUAACAAAUUAGUAAUAAUAUAAAAGACCAAUUUAUGUUUUUUUUUGUAAUACAAAAAAAAAUGAAAUUAUA